GGAUUGUCCGAAGUCUUAUUUAGUGGAGAUGCUAGAGCUUGGAGAUAAACUAUAAAUUAAGGUCCUGCUAACGUAAAUGAGGCGGGGUAUACAAGAGCUUAACUAUCGUCUAUAGCUAGGGGUCUCAACCCUAACAAUUAACCGCAUCUCACCCAACCUUAACUCAGAAUGAUACCCUCACUCGUCAAGUAUGGCCUUCGGGCUACCAAGCAUGCGACAGAUGCAAACCCAUCUGCACUGGCCUCUAUGCUGCUUAAAGAACAUGCAACAAAUGGCCCCUUGGUUCGCUCACAAUACCUCGAUGUAAAUCAACUCCAGCGAUUGAGCGCCACGCUUGCUUCUCACAGCGGGUCUGAUCCCUCCUCCGCCUUUGCGGUAGAGUCUAGCCCUGACUCCCUUCCAAUUCCUCCCUGUCACCAUUUAGUAUACUUCACACCACCAGAUGCCGAGGAUAAACUGGGGCUUGAUGGAUCAGAUACGAUAUUCAAUCCGCCAGGCUCUUUUACAAGGAGGAUGUGGGCUGGCGGGGAAUUGGAAUGGGUGGAUGGAAAUGAACUGGUGACGGGGGAGAAGGCAGAGGAAACAACGACACUGAAGAGUGCGGAAGUGAAGAAGACGAAAGCCGGGGACGAGAUGAUAGUUGUGGGGGUUGAAAAGACAUUCAGAAAUUCCAAGGGACUUGCGCUUGUGGAUCGAAGAAAUUGGUUAUUCAGACAAGCAAUUGAUUUGAAUAAUCCCCCUCCUCUUCCGCCACUUCCUUCCUUCGCUUCAGCUCCCUCCGCCCAAUACGAGCACGCCAUUACCCAUACACCAGUAUCCCUCUUCCGCUUUUCCGCUUUAACUUUCAAUGCGCACAAAAUACAUUAUGAUCGGGACUGGUGUCGGAAAGUCGAGGGACAUCGAGAUUGCGUCGUACAUGGUCCGUUGAAUUUGAUACACAUGGUUGAUUUCUGGAGGCAUGUUAUAGGAAAGAGCGAGAGAGGCACAGUGAACGAUAAGCUUACGGUACUGUUACCAAAAAAGGUCACAUAUAGAGCUACGAGUCCCUUUUAUGUGGGGGAGGAGUAUCGGGUACUGAUGGAGGAAGAGAAGGAGAAAGUCUGCAAUAUGAAGAUUGUAGAUCGGUUUGGAACCGUGGGGAUGGUAGGCAAGAUUGAGAGGCGGUGAUGUUAUAUUGUGGAAUGUCGUUAAUGUUCGAGGAGAUGUUGUGCUAUGCCACUAUGAUGGACAAUAUUGAACAUGUUCCACUGGCUGAAUCCUUGC
Botrytis cinerea B05.10 is the source of this 1263-nucleotide messenger RNA. RefSeq lists its product as hypothetical. Gene Ontology annotation, cellular component: mitochondrion. The record is from RefSeq and is a predicted model, not a curated record. Lineage: Eukaryota; Fungi; Ascomycota; Leotiomycetes; Helotiales; Sclerotiniaceae. Bases 169 to 1167 code for a protein of 332 amino acids. The transcript has 2 exons. Gene Ontology annotation, molecular function: (3R)-hydroxyacyl-[acyl-carrier-protein] dehydratase activity.